Molecule: messenger RNA, 978 nt
Organism: Nematostella vectensis (starlet sea anemone)
Lineage: Eukaryota; Metazoa; Cnidaria; Anthozoa; Actiniaria; Edwardsiidae
Product: 3-hydroxyacyl-CoA dehydrogenase type-2
Exons: 4
Coding region: 36-815 (259 amino acids)
Biological process (GO): estrogen metabolic process; androgen metabolic process; fatty acid metabolic process
Cellular component (GO): mitochondrion
Molecular function (GO): estradiol 17-beta-dehydrogenase [NAD(P)+] activity
Source: RefSeq, a predicted model, not a curated record
AUAAAAGACUGGGUACUGCCUUCCCCUCUCACAAGAUGGCGUCUAUCCCGUCUAUGCAGCGAUUCACGUGCCUAGUUACUGGUGGUGCUUCGGGUCUAGGGCGGGCCACAGCGGCAAGACUUGUGCGAAAUGGAGCACGGGUAGUUAUCGCUGAUCUUCCUUCCAGUGAUGGGAAUAACGUGGCAAAGGAACUUGGUAAAAAUUGUGCCUUCGCGCCAACUGAUGUAACUUCUGAGGCUGAUGUUCGACAAGCCAUUGCCGUAGCUAAUGAGAAGUUUGGGCCAUUGAAUGCUGCUGUGAAUUGUGCUGGAAUUGGCAUUGCUGUUAAGACACUUUCAAAGACAGGAGAAGCUCAUGCCCUGGACCUAUUUGAAAAAGUUCUCAAGGUUAAUACCACCGGAAGCUUUAAUGUCAUCCGCUUAGUGGCAGAGCAAAUGAUCAAGAAUGAACCAACAGAGGGUGGAGAGAGAGGCGUUAUCACUAACACUGCCAGCGUGGCAGCAUUUGAUGGGCAGAUGGGCCAAGCCGCUUAUUCGGCUUCCAAGGGAGGGAUUGUUGGGAUGACACUCCCCAUUGCAAGAGAUUUGGCCAGGAAUGGCAUUAGAGUCAACACCAUUGCACCAGGUUUGUUUCUAACCCCACUGCUGGAAAGCCUACCUGAGAAGGUCCGCAUUGCACUAGCGAAGACCGUUCCAUUUCCUCCACGCCUCGGCCAUCCAGAUGAGUAUGCUCACCUUGUACAGAGUGUCAUGGAAAAUCCCAUGAUGAACGGAGAGACCAUCAGGAUUGAUGGAGCACUCAGGAUGCAGCCAUGAAGAUUGAUAAAAUCUGAUAGAUUAUCAAUAUGUGCCUUGUUGGUAAGAUUUUAUAGAUUAUACCAACGUGGCGAUGAGCAUGGUGGAACUGAACAAAUAAUUUAUUCCUACUUACACCCCUGUACUUAUUCAUUUUGAAAAUUAAAGAAACUGUUUUCAUCUA